Messenger RNA from Macroventuria anomochaeta, 1048 nucleotides. RefSeq lists its product as uncharacterized. The transcript has 2 exons. The coding region runs from base 159 to 872 and encodes 237 amino acids. NCBI's taxonomy places the organism in Eukaryota, Fungi, Ascomycota, Dothideomycetes, Pleosporales, Didymellaceae. The record is from RefSeq and is a predicted model, not a curated record.
AGAAGGGAGAAAUCAUCCAACGCAAGUCCAAAUCUUGUUACGUUAGAUUCCACUUCUUUGUCUUCCCACGAGGCGUAGAAUGCGCGCAACGCAACGUCGAAGCGCAAGUGGAUCAACGACCACCACGCGAGUCAUCCAAACACAUCGAGCAGCACAUCAUGGGCAUUUGGGACGAAGAGCUCGAUGACGAUGAGGAGGAUGACGAGGAAGAUGAAGAACAGCCCCAGAAUGCGCCUUUGGUGGAUCGGAUACUCAAGUCUUUUGUUUCCAGCAAUUUCCAUGACCCGGCACGUGAUUACCUCCCUGAAGGUUGUUUGAAAGAUCUCGUAACUCAGUCUGCGAUCGCGACAGAACUGCACAGCUUCGAUGGCGAAUUCAGAAGCUUACCUGAGGAUAAGAAAAAGAAGAAGAUCCAAAAGAUGAAUUGCGACAUUGAAUAUCGCGAAGAGCUUGCUACGUGGAUACUAAAAAAUGCGCCCAGAACGUUUGCUGUGGCCCUCCAAUGCGAAUCUGAUCCGAUACUUUUGGUCAUCGCCAUGUCGAUUUUUCGGGACAACAACUUUACAGAUGAAUCCCUACCUAUUCCAGACUUGAUGCCGUCAACUAAGAUAUUUCCUCCGGCAAUCUGGACGUCGUCCGUCAAGCUCUGGACCCCGGUGAAAAUUCACAAUUUCUACGAGAAACAAUGGAAAUGUCUGGUUCCUGUUUUCUCUUGCGCCAAAUACGACCACGAUCUCUUGUAUGACAACUACAUCUUUCCUUUCACCAAAGUGGGCGCAGCGCCGAAGGUCGGCGCUUUCAGCUUUGUUCACAGGGUAGUAAUACGCGACGAUCACCAAAGACAUGUAAACAUGGAACAGUGGACACGGUAGUCAUGUACUGUUUCGUGGCGCGAUCUCAGGCAACGCCCAUCUUGAGAACUCAAGGUAGCUUGCCUAUGGAAUUGACACCUGGGUUCCAAGUAAAGUUGGUUCUGCUCAACUUUUAGGGAGACCGUCAGACUUAUGCGAGGCUGGGGCCACAUUUAUGCUAUGGAGAAUUGGAUUUA